AUGUCAACUGAAAUCUAUAUAGCUAUUUAUACAUGUCAACUGAAAGCAUGUGUAGCUAUUUAUACAUGUCAACUGAAAUCAUGUGUAGGUAUUUAUACAUGUCAACUGAAAUCAUGUAUAGCUAUUUAUACAUGUCAACUGAAAUCAUGUAUAGCUAUUUAUACAUGUCAACUAAAAUCAUGCAUAGCUAUUUAUACAUGUCAACUAAAAUCAUGCAUAGCUAUUUAUACAUGUCAGCUGAAAUCAUGUAUAGCUAUUUCUACAUGUCAACUGAAAUCAUAUAUAGCUAUUUAUACAUGUCAACUGAAAUCAUGUAUAGCUAUUUAUACAUGUCAACUGAAAUCAUGUGUAGCUAUUUAUACAUGUCAACUGAAAUCAUGUGUAGGUAUUUAUACAUGUCAUGCAUAG
Lottia gigantea (owl limpet) is the source of this 408-nucleotide messenger RNA. RefSeq lists its product as hypothetical. Bases 1 to 408 code for a protein of 135 amino acids. Lineage: Eukaryota; Metazoa; Mollusca; Gastropoda; Lottiidae. The transcript has a single exon. The record is from RefSeq and is a predicted model, not a curated record.